GCGACGUGGAUCACGUGUCAAGACUACUUGGCAUUGUGGGAAACAAACAGAGUAUGAAUAACGUUAGCGUCAACAUCGUUUACUGUUGUGGGCAAACCGAGAAUUAGUGCUCAGCUGGGAAAGGGAGCUCAUCACUAGACUACAGAAUACCUGUGAUUGUGUGUCUUCGUGAAAGAAGCUGCAAACAGUGUUAUGGGAUACUGACACGCUGAAAUGGAUGGUACGACUUUGAAAACGGACUGUGGAGUGACGAUAACAGUACCCUGAUUUAUGGUAAUCAUAGAGUCGUAAAAGUUGGAGUCGUCCGCUGAUUUGAUUUUCGCUCAUUUGCUUUGCACAGACAUGUGACGUGUCAUCUCAGUCUGUAAGCAGAUUGCAGAUAGUCAAACAAAUACCCACGCACUGUGCUUGUGUGUUCAAAUUGGACGACGUUGUCCGUCAUCGCGGUAUAUAAUAGCCAGCUAACUAUCUUAGCUGUGAGUAUGGCGUUUGUCACCGAGAUGCAGCAAGAACACUCGGAAUACGCGUCUUUGAUUUGGUGUACGCCUAAAACGGUAUUCCCGAGAUAAAUGCUACUAUGUUGGGACUCUCCUGUUAUGUCAUCUAGUAACGGUUAGCAUUUUUUUUAAUUAUAUCACUUUUGUCAUAUCGGACGCAAUAUAUUUUCUCUUACGGCGUCGAUGUAUCUUCACUGAUUUCAGUGAAUUGAUUUGUAUAUUCAACCGUGACAACGGCGCCUCCCUCCGAAGUUAUCUCUUUCCAAGGGGGCUAACAUCAAGUUGACAACAGGACCCCCCACGGCAUCUGCGCGCAUCUCUCCCAAGACGUCAGGCCGUGUCCGAGAGGGGCAAACAUGUGGAGCCCCGGACCAACGACCCUGCAGUUCUUGGUGAAAUCCGUGAAACAUGCAGCGGGAAAAGGGCAGAUUCAGCUCAGCCGGUGGAUACAGAGGACCACGCCGGAGGCGAUAGACUGCGAUAAAAUAGACAUCCUCAUAUGCAACGCGUUUGACGAGCGGGGCGCAUCGGGGAAGCCCGAGGUAGCUCUGGAAGGCGUCAGCGACACCGGGUCGCUCUAUGCGGCAGCGGUCUUCAGGCAUCCGUGCUGUAUCACCACCUGUUGCUUCAAGAGCGCGGUGCUGGCAUGCAUCCUGACCGCCGUGUGCUUCUCGUCCGUGGCCCUCGUCCGCCAGUACCUCAAAGACCUGUUGCUCUGGGUCGAAAGUUUGGACAGCCUGGUCGGAGCACUCCUUUUCAUAGUCGGACUGAUCACCGUGUCUUUCCCCUGCGGCUGGGGGUACAUCGUCCUGAACGUGGCGGCGGGCUACCUGUACGGGUUCGUCCUGGGCAUGGGUCUGGUCAUGGUCGGGGUUCUCAUCGGAACAUUUGUUUCGCAUAUGGUGUGUAAGCGCCUACUGACAGACUGGGUCCGCAACAAGGUCGGGGGCAACGAGCAACUCAGCGCCGUCAUCAGGGUCGUGGAGGGGGGCAGCGGACUUAAAAUCGUGGCCUUAGCGAGACUCACGCCGAUACCCUUCGGGCUCCAGAACGCGGUGUUCUCGAUCACAGACGUGUCCUUGCCCAGCUACCUGGUGGCCUCCUCCGUGGGUCUGCUGCCCACUCAGCUUCUGAACUCCUACCUGGGCACCACGCUCCGCACCAUGGAGGACGUCAUCGCAGAGCAGAGCGUCAGCGGGUACUUCGUCUUCAGCCUGCAGAUCGUGAUCAGUAUCGGUCUGAUGUUCUACGUGGUGCAUCGGGCCCAGUUGGAGCUGAACGCCGCCAUCGCUGCCUGUCAGAUGGAACUCAAGACAUCCUAUCAGAAUGGGGGGGCCGGGGGGGGGCACGCUGGACCCCCCUACUGCAGCAAGCGCUCCGCGGCUGGCAUAGGGGUCAACAUCGUCUGACCCCCGCCCCCCCCUCUCCUCUCCUCCUCCCCUCCUCUCCCCUCUCAUCCUGAGUCUCCAGCG
This is a messenger RNA of Clupea harengus (Atlantic herring), 1969 nucleotides long. RefSeq names its product transmembrane protein 64 (gene tmem64). NCBI's taxonomy places the organism in Eukaryota, Metazoa, Chordata, Actinopteri, Clupeiformes, Clupeidae. The record is from RefSeq and is a predicted model, not a curated record. Gene Ontology annotation, cellular component: endoplasmic reticulum. Gene Ontology annotation, biological process: positive regulation of osteoclast differentiation; regulation of cytosolic calcium ion concentration; positive regulation of bone resorption.